AUGUCUUCCAACGAUAAUACCCGCCCGGCUUAUGAUAGCGUCAUACAGUCCAUUGCUGACUAUGUCUUUGACUACCAAGUCACCUCCGCAAAAGCCUGGAGGCGAGCCCGCGUCGCUCUGCUUGACUCUCUCGGCUGUGCUAUUGAGAGCUUGCCGGCUUGUCCUUCUUUCAUCGGCCCCGUAGUCAAGGGCACUGUAGUACCGGAGGGGUUCCCACUCCCUGGGACGAAGUAUGUCCUUGACCCCCUGAAGGCGUCGUUUGAUCUCGGUGCCCUUAUACGGUACUUGGACCAUAGCGACGCAUUUCCUGGUGCAGAAUGGGGACACCCAUCCGACAACAUUGGCGCUAUCCUUCCUGUCGCGGAUUGGCUGAGCCGUGAAGGAAACGUUAAUAUCACGAUGCGAGACGUGCUGGAAGCGAUCAUAAAAGCGUACGAAAUUCAAGGCUGUUUUCAGUUCAAAAAUGCCUUUAACAAAGUGGGCAUCGAUCAUGUUGUUCUCGUCAAAAUCGCUGCUUCAGCCGUUGUCUCGAAGCUGAUGGGACUGACGCGAGAACAAACCAAUGCUGCUAUCACCCAGGCAUUUGCGGACGGGCAGCCUCUCCGCGUCUAUAGACAAUCCCCGAACACAAGCCCCCGUAAGGGCUGGGCCGCAGGAGAUGCCUGUAUGCGCGCUGUACAUCUCGUUCUGAUGACAAAGUCGGGUCAGCCAGGUUAUCCCACUGUCCUCACCGCGCCCAAAUGGGGUUUCUACGAUACCUCUUUUGAUGGCAAGCCGUUUGUGUUUCCCGUCGCGUUUGGCAACACGGUUAUCGAGAGCUACUUUAUCAAGCUUGUCGCCGCCGAGGGACAUGCGAUAUCCGCUGUGGAAGCCGCACUGUCGCUUUCGAAUCAGCUGCGCGGCCGCCUGGACCAAGUCCGAGCAAUUCGUAUCCGCACGCAGGAGGCUGCGAUGACGAUCAUCGAUAAGACAGGCCCAUUGCACAACGCCGCGGAUCGUGACCACUGUAUGCGCUAUAUGGUCGCGGUGACGCUGCUCAAGGGCGAUUGGCUGACGACGAAGGACUACGAGGACGAUGCGCCUUGGGCGACAGACCCCCGCGUGGACGCGCUCCGGGCAAAAAUGACAAUGGAGGAGGACCCGCAGAUGACGCUGGACUACCAUGCGCGCAAGCAGCGUAAGUGCGCGUCGGCAGUGAGCGUCACAAUGGAGGAUGGGACCCUCCUCGACGAGGUGCUCGUCGAGCGUCCGAUCGGCCAUCCAUGGAGGGAGGACACCAUCGAUUGCACGAAGGCUAAGUUUGUUGAGCUGACCGAUCAUCUCGUUCGUGAUCCUGCGGGCUUUUGGGAUGAGUGCAUGUCUGAGGAGAUGGCAGAUAUUAAGGUGAGGGAUUGGAUGGAUCUCUUUAUGGCACGGCAGAAGUUGAAUAUGUAA
Messenger RNA from Fibroporia radiculosa, 1434 nucleotides. RefSeq lists its product as uncharacterized. The record is from RefSeq and is a predicted model, not a curated record. The transcript is spliced from 3 exons. The coding region runs from base 1 to 1434 and encodes 477 amino acids. Gene Ontology annotation, molecular function: 2 iron, 2 sulfur cluster binding; 2-methylcitrate dehydratase activity. Lineage: Eukaryota; Fungi; Basidiomycota; Agaricomycetes; Polyporales; Fibroporiaceae.